AUGGCCUUCGAGCACCUCGCGCUGUGCGGGCCAAGCUCGGCCGCCGAGGCCAUCGAGCACGACCCGGAGCUGUUCAAGAAGCGCGUGCCCAACGUGUUCCGGCUCGUGUUCCCGCGGAAGCUGCUGUGGCAAUGGGCCGCGCGCCGACUUCACCUGGUGCCGCGCAACCGACUCAGCGGCCGGGACGAGGAGCGCGUGGCGUCGCUCAUGGUCAGCGGCCUCAUGCAGGGCAACAGCCCGCGCUUCCGCCGCGAGGAGCAGACGCUGUACUUCGUCGACAUGUUCGGCAAGAAGGUGCUGCGCUACUCGCUGGCCACCGAGAGCGUGGGCGUCGUGUACGAGGACAUCGAGGACUUCGUGUCGGCCAUCGGGUGGCUGCCCGACGGGCGCAUGCUCAUCGUGCGCAUGAAGAGCCGACAGGUUUUGGUGCUGGACCAGGCGGCCAGCUGCGUGCAGCUCUACGCGGACGUGUCGAGCGUCACGCAGUUCCGCGCCAACGAGCUGGUGGUGGCCGCGUCGGGUCGCGUGUAUCUGAGCAACGCCGGCUUCGACCUGGCCAAGAUGAAGAGCUGCUGCUCCACGACCCUCGUGAGCAUCGACCCCUCGGACAGGAGGGUGCGCGUGGAGGCCACGGAUCUGCUGUUGCCGAACGGGAUGGUCAUCACCCCGGACGGCAACACGCUCAUAGUGGGCGAGGCGCUGGCCGGGAGACUCACCGCAUUUACCAUCAACGAGAACGGCACGUUGACUGGCCGCCGGGUGUGGGCCAAGAUGGGCACGUUGCUCGGAGGCAUCAGCCUCGACGCGGAAGGCUGCGUCUGGGUCAGCGUGCCGCAGAUGGGCGCGUACGAGUCACGAGGGGGAGCGCUCGUUCGCGUGCGAGAAGGCGGCAAAGUCACGGACCUGCUGGGCUUCCGACGCAACGGCAUCUCACGCAGAGUGCACGCGUGUACGCUUGGGUUGGACGUCACGGGCAAGGAGCCGCACCUGUAUUUCGUCGAGUCGGUGGCGUCCAAGGAGGCGACCGUGUUCAUGCACGGGCGACGGACAGCACAUAAGAAUAGCACGCUCAAGCGGACGCGAGUGGCGGUGGGCCCUGCACUCAUGCCAUCGAAUCCAAACUACUGCGGAGGAUAUUGA
Phytophthora sojae is the source of this 1140-nucleotide messenger RNA. RefSeq lists its product as hypothetical. Bases 1 to 1140 code for a protein of 379 amino acids. The record is from RefSeq and is a predicted model, not a curated record. Gene Ontology annotation, biological process: L-ascorbic acid biosynthetic process. Lineage: Eukaryota; Oomycota; Peronosporomycetes; Peronosporales; Peronosporaceae. The transcript has a single exon. Gene Ontology annotation, molecular function: gluconolactonase activity; calcium ion binding.